UUCCUCCCUCUCGUUCUCUGUUGUUGUUCUCGGUGACGCGACGGAGGUGUAGCCUGACGCGGUCUCUUACGUGUCGGCCUGAAUAAAAGUGGAGCUCCGAGGGCCCGGGAGUGACGGAGGGAGUCUGUAUCGCCGAUGACCAUGGAGUCGGCAGCAGAGGUUCAGCAGGGAGGAGACACAGCCGUGUCAGAGACAGACAGCCAACAGAUUGCCCACUCACAGCAGGAUUAUGUUUAUGCUUUGCAGGUUUCCAUGGCAGCGGGCCACGCCACGUCCAGUGGUCCUACGGUCACCCUGGUGCAGCUGCCCAACGGUCAGACGGUCCAGGUUCACGGGGUCAUCCAGGCUGCUCAGCCCUCGGUCAUACAGUCACCACAGGUCCAGACUGUUCAGAUCUCCAACAUAGCAGAGAGUGAAGACUCCCAGGAGUCAGUGGACAGUGUGACUGACUCUCAGAAACGCAGAGAGAUCCUCUCACGACGCCCCUCAUACAGAAAGAUCCUGAAUGACUUGUCAUCAGGUGACACCCCGGGGGUUCCCAGGAUUGAGGAAGAGAAGUCAGAGGAGGACCUAGCGCCUGCCAUCACCACGGUUACCAUGCCCACAUCAUGCCCUAUCUACCAGACCAGCAGUGGCCAGUACAUCGCCAUCACCCAAGGUGGUGCAAUCCAGUUGGCCAAUAACGGAACAGAUGCGGUCCAGGGACUGCAGACCCUGACCAUGUCUAACGCUGCGGCCGCCCAGCAGGGCACCACCAUCCUGCAGUACGCCCAGACCUCGGACGGCCAGCAGAUCCUGGUGCCCAGCAACCAGGUGGUAGUGCAAGCUGCGUCUGGAGAUGUGCAGGCCUACCAGAUCCGCACGGUCCCCAACAGCACCAUCACCUCUGGGGUGGUCAUGGCUUCCUCCCCUGCCCUGUCUGGCCAGGGGGGCCCAGAGGUAGAAGUUACCCGCAAGAGAGAGGUCAGACUCAUGAAGAACAGAGAGGCGGCCCGCGAGUGUCGCAGGAAGAAGAAGGAGUAUGUCAAGUGUCUGGAGAACCGCGUGGCUGUGCUGGAAAACCAGAACAAAACCCUGAUAGAGGAACUGAAAGCACUUAAAGACCUGUACUGUCAUAAAUCUGAAUAGCCCCAAACUACCCCAUCAGACUGCUCACCGACCUGUACAGACUCUGCCAAGCGUUUGCCCCCAGGCAUGACCCCUGACAUCAGAAGCAAGAGGAUGUGAGAGAGAAGACAGAAUGAAAAUGGAUUGAUGGACGGGAGAUCAGUGACGGACAGUGCUUUGUGGGAAUUGUAGUUUUGUAGGUAAACACAACCACCCCAGCCAAUACGUCCCCCAAUCUCCCAUCCAUCCAAUCUAUUUUCACCAUGUCUUCUCUCUCACAUCCUCUUGCUUCCACUCCUUCUUCUCCCGCUCACUUGUUAUCCACCUUUUCUUUUAUCUUCUCUCCCAACAUGUCUCAAUAUUAUCACAUCGUGGAACACGAAAGAUGAGGAUUCAUGUGUCAGUUGUGGAUCCAGAGAUAACGUGAUGAAACAAAACACUAACUCUUACACUAUUCAAGCUUCUUGUUUGGGGUUUGUUUACUGGGAAGUCAAGUCACAGACUUCCCACAACGUUAGUCGUUUUUUUAUUAACCCGAAGCCUCUUAUGUAAUCACUAACAAUGGUUAGCCAAUCAAACAAGAGGGUUAGUGUCUGACUGUCCAAUAAGCUCAAGAGGAGGUCAAAACAAGGAAGUCAAGACAGCUUCUAGAACCCUGGUAUUGGAGUCCGUUAGGACAUGUAUAUGAGAUUGCUUUGCACAGUAGAUCAGAUGAGAUCAGAUCAUGUUGUUUUGAGUUAAACCUCCAUGAUCAAGAUAACCCAUCAACUCAGAGUCAUCUUCCAUUUCAAGUGUCUUGGGUGUUUUUUUCCCUUUGUUACUUGUUGAUAUCUGAGAUUUUAUAAACUUUUGUUACACUCUAAAGAUGUAGGUUGUUGCUGGGUGGCGGUGGAAUUUGGAUCCCAUAUAACUACUAAAGGAAACUACUAAGAUCUGCAGAUAGGAACCAAUUGUCAGUACACUCCACAGCCUGAAAUUCACCCCAGUAAAUGUUGCUGGAAUAGAUCAUUUUGUUAUCUCCGGCAUAGAUACAUACACAUAUUUACAGUGAGUGAAUGACUGUACAUGCAUACAUAUGAUUACAUAUGACAUAGCAAUACGUUACUAGGGUUACAUAGGACUUGGGAUCCAUCUUCCAACGUCACAUACUUUGUGUUCUGUUUAUGAUUGGAUAAAGUAGUACCAUAUUGUAUUA
Oncorhynchus kisutch (coho salmon) is the source of this 2302-nucleotide messenger RNA. Its product is annotated as cyclic AMP-responsive element-binding protein 1-like. The transcript is spliced from 8 exons. The record is from RefSeq and is a predicted model, not a curated record. Bases 136 to 1128 code for a protein of 330 amino acids. Gene Ontology annotation, molecular function: DNA-binding transcription factor activity, RNA polymerase II-specific; cAMP response element binding; protein binding. NCBI's taxonomy places the organism in Eukaryota, Metazoa, Chordata, Actinopteri, Salmoniformes, Salmonidae. Gene Ontology annotation, biological process: regulation of transcription by RNA polymerase II. Gene Ontology annotation, cellular component: nucleus; ATF4-CREB1 transcription factor complex.